AUGUCUUCUUUCCUGUUGAGGUUGUUUGAAAUCUUGAAGUCUCAUGUCCAGUACUAUGGAUAUGCAGUCUCUGAGAAAUGGCUGGACUGGUUUUUGGAGAAGCUCAAAUCAGACAAUCACAAUAACAUAGAUAACAAGUCAAAAGAAUAUUUCAAAGGCCUUGCAUACUUGGCAGACAUCGACAAUCUUGGAUGGAAACAUUGCUUCAAUCCAAACCGUGGCUCAGUCGACAAUGAAGAACCCAAGGACAUUCCGAUUGACACCAUCCAGGUGCUCUACAUGUACUCAGAUGAAGAAGGUUCUAUUCAGAAGCCUCUCAAUGAGAAAAAGAUUGAGGCCAUGACAGCAUUGCUUGGACAUGGACCAGAGUGGUGGACGGGUUGUUCUGAUUGA
This is a messenger RNA of Suillus subalutaceus, 393 nucleotides long. RefSeq lists its product as uncharacterized. Lineage: Eukaryota; Fungi; Basidiomycota; Agaricomycetes; Boletales; Suillaceae. The record is from RefSeq and is a predicted model, not a curated record. The coding region runs from base 1 to 393 and encodes 130 amino acids. The transcript has 2 exons.